Messenger RNA from Asparagus officinalis (garden asparagus), 729 nucleotides. RefSeq lists its product as uncharacterized. Gene Ontology annotation, cellular component: mitochondrial outer membrane. The coding region runs from base 190 to 729 and encodes 179 amino acids. The record is from RefSeq and is a predicted model, not a curated record. The transcript is spliced from 7 exons. NCBI's taxonomy places the organism in Eukaryota, Viridiplantae, Streptophyta, Magnoliopsida, Asparagales, Asparagaceae.
GGAGCCCUAAAGCCUUCGUUUCUUUCAUUCUCCGACGGUUACCCUUCACCUCCGGCAACGCCCUCCCACUCUCUUAAACCAUUAAUUGCCAACGAUGAGUACCCGAUGCCCUAAGCCCUCAUCAUCACCGCACCUCCUCUGCCAUCAUCUCCUCACUUCUCAGAUAUUGGGCAUCUGUUACGAUCACGAAUGAGGCUCAUUGACGAAGACCUGGACUUCUUAUUCCACAUGUUUUUCCUUGCUCGAUACUGCAAGCUUCUUGAGGAGAACUCAUUCAGGGGAUGGACUGCAGAUUUCUUGUACUCUCCGCUGCCUAUUUACCAUGGUGAUCAAACCCAUGCUGUCUUGACAAGUGCAGCCUUUGUUCAUUUAAAGCAAGCAGAAAUUACUAAGUAUACUCGGAAGCUAUCUCCUGCAAGUCGAGCCAUUCUACUCUCAGGCCCUGCAGAACUAUAUCAACAGAUGCUUGCAAAGGCACUAGCGCAUCACUUUGAGGCCAAACUAUUGUUGCCAGAUAUAACUGACUUCUCUCUCAAGAUGCAGAGCAAAUAUGGUCAUGGCAAUAAAGAUUCACUUCUCAAAAGAUCCAUAUCGGAGGCAGCAAUUGAGAGAAUGUCUUGUCUAUUUGAAUCCUUUUCCCUUCUUUCUCCAACGGAGGAACCUAAAGGUUUAGUUCUUUUAGGUACUGGUCAGAGGGAGAAUUGCCUUCUAGAUCAAAUUGCCUUCUAG